AAGACCAGUGUAAAUAUUGUCGUGACGUUUAUCCACCACCAUCAGCUGCUUUGCCCCUGCAGCUUAAAACGGCAGUGAUUUUUCCACCCUGAGAUAUCCACUUUGAGUCCAUCCACGUCUCUUUUUGUUUCUCCUGUCUCUGAUCCUCUGUAUCUGUUUCCUGUCCGGCGUGAUUCUUGUCCCUAACAUGCAGAAAAGAAAGAAGCCAGAACCAAUCCAGCUGAACCCGAUUCCUGAUGGAAACACUAUCAACGGAACAGGAGCCUCAGAAACAAACUUGGAGGCUUUGCAGAAAAAGCUGGAGGAGCUUGAGUUGGAUGAGCAGCAACGAAAACGCUUGGAGGCCUUCCUGACACAGAAGCAGAAAGUGGGAGAGCUGAAGGAUGAUGACUUUGAGAAGAUCUGCGAGCUCGGCGCAGGCAACGGAGGCGUCGUUUUUAAGGUCUCACAUCGACCAUCCGGUCUGAUUAUGGCCAGGAAGCUGAUCCACCUGGAGAUUAAGCCAGCCAUCAGGAACCAGAUUAUCCGGGAGCUGCAGGUGCUACAUGAGUGUAACUCUCCGUACAUUGUGGGCUUCUAUGGUGCGUUUUACAGCGAUGGAGAAAUCAGCAUCUGCAUGGAGCAUAUGGAUGGUGGCUCUCUAGACCAGUCACUGAAGAAAGCAGGCAAAAUCCCAGAGGAGAUUCUUGGCAAAGUCAGCAUUGCUGUCAUCAAAGGUCUUUCCUACCUGCGUGAGAAGCACAAGAUCAUGCAUAGAGAUGUCAAGCCUUCUAACAUCCUGGUAAAUUCCCGCGGAGAGAUCAAGCUGUGUGACUUUGGAGUGAGCGGACAGCUCAUAGACUCCAUGGCCAACUCCUUUGUGGGAACUCGCUCUUACAUGUCGCCAGAGCGUCUGCAGGGAACGCAUUACUCUGUUCAGUCAGACAUCUGGAGUAUGGGUCUGUCUUUGGUGGAAAUGGCCAUCGGACGAUUCCCUAUCCCUCCACCUGAUUCCAAGGAACUGGAGCAGAUCUUUGGGUUUCCAGUGGAAGGGGAGGCAGCCUCCAGCGAUUCCCCGAAACCGUGCCCCCCUGGACGUACGGGCAGCUCGUACGGACCAAACAGCAGACCACCAAUGGCUAUAUUUGAACUACUCGAUUACAUAGUCAAUGAGCCCCCACCAAAGCUCCCUGCGAUAUUUAGUGCCGAAUUCCAGGAGUUUGUGAAUAAAUGCCUGAUUAAGAAUCCUGCAGAGAGAGCAGACUUGAAGCAGCUGAUGGUGCACCCUUUUAUCAAGCAAUCCGAGGCAGAAGAGGUGGACUUUGCCGGCUGGCUCUGCAGCACCAUCGGACUCAGUCAGCCUGCGACACCCACCCAUGGCACCAGCAUGUGAGACUGUCGACUGCAAAGCCAUAACCAGAGCAAUCAAAGACGUUUUGGUUGAUUUUUAUUAUUGCUAAGUGUUUCUCCAAAGUAAGCAAUGUGUUAAUCUUACAGGUGCAUCUCAAUAAAUUCAGAAAUUAUGAAGUUAAUUUCCAUUAUUUAAGUCAUAAAGUGAAACUCAGACUCAUUACACAGAGGAACGUGUUUUAAUACUUAAUUCUGACAUUUAUGGAUUACAGCUGAUGAAAACCCAAAAUUAUGUUAAUCAAAAAACUGAAUAUAAGACAAGAGCAUGUCUCUGCACCAUUCAGUAUGCACUCUUAACACUUGAAGAGCUUUUCGUACAGAAAAGCUCCAUUUAUGUGGCAUGGGAUGGAGGUGAUCUGCAUGCGGCUCUAAAGAGGGCUCCUUUUCUAGGUUUUCCAAUGCAAGUAAAAAUAUAUGAUCAUAAUUGGAUUGAGGUAUUUCUAUUUUAUGACAAAUUAUGUAUAUUAGCUACUGAGUUUUAAUUUUUUUUGGCCAUAGAAUUAAGAUAGAACCAGUUAAACUUCUGGAAUUGAAGCUGCUCCUCCCGACUGAUUUCCUAAUGAGAUGCAAACUUUACUUCCCUUAAAGACAUGACUUGAGUCCAGUCCUUUUCCUUUUUAUUCCAUCUGUGUGGAGGCUUGUCUCCAGCUGCAGUCCACACCUUGUGAAUUUCUCACGUUAGGGAAAUCCCACCCUUCAUGUUGCUUUUUAUGAAUAUGCUUGGAACUGGCACUUUGAAUAGCUGGUAACUUCAGAAAUUUAAUCCCGUUAUAGUCCAAUAUGCUUUAUUUUCUACAAACUUGAAAUGCAUCAUGUGUAAUGAAUCAAGUUUCACUAUAAAUGUUGAAAUAAGUAUUCAUAACAUUUUGAGAUGCACCUGUACAAACUUACAGAAUUGUGUACUAGACAGCUGUUUAGGUCACCGUAAGAGACCUGAUUGAAAAGCCAUCUUUUUGUAACAAUACAGCUUUGUAAAAAUACAGCUACUAAACCUCUGCGCUCGACAUUCCUCUUCAAUCAUACAUAAUGCAGCCUUUCUGCCAGAGUAAUGUGCAGAAUUGGUAUGAUUAAGCCUUUUUAUUGGAAGCAAUGUUUCAAGGUCUAAAGUCAGCCACACCAGGGGUAAAGGGUCGCAUCCUACUUCUGUAUGCAUGGACAAUCAUUUCCCAGAGAAAGUCGUGAAAUCAUCUCUGCCAACUUGUGUAUUAUUAAAACUCUUAAUGCUGAUGUCCUGAUUCAUUGUGCAUCCCUUGCUCUUCAUCCACUCCACACGGCUUUGUUGGCUUUUGUGAUAUUUAUCUUGUGAAUUAAAUAGUUUAAAUAAAACUUCUGACUCGUA
Messenger RNA from Poecilia reticulata (guppy), 2728 nucleotides. RefSeq names its product mitogen-activated protein kinase kinase 1 (gene map2k1). Gene Ontology annotation, biological process: protein phosphorylation. Gene Ontology annotation, molecular function: ATP binding; protein kinase activity. NCBI's taxonomy places the organism in Eukaryota, Metazoa, Chordata, Actinopteri, Cyprinodontiformes, Poeciliidae. The record is from RefSeq and is a predicted model, not a curated record.